Messenger RNA from Aedes aegypti (yellow fever mosquito), 4108 nucleotides. Its product is annotated as xanthine dehydrogenase/oxidase. Gene Ontology annotation, molecular function: oxidoreductase activity; 2 iron, 2 sulfur cluster binding; FAD binding. Lineage: Eukaryota; Metazoa; Arthropoda; Insecta; Diptera; Culicidae. The transcript is spliced from 8 exons. Bases 141 to 3947 code for a protein of 1268 amino acids. The record is from RefSeq and is a predicted model, not a curated record.
CGCUAGAAUUCUCGCACUCGCUCACGAUAAGUCGUAGUGAGAACAUUAGGCAUUUCACAGUACCUGGCUGUCAAGUGGGCGAAAUAUUUGAGCAAUCUUAUCGUCCCCAAUCAAAGAUAAUAGGACACACUUGCAGAAAAAUGGAAGUCAUUUUCACCAUAAAUGGGAAGACCUUCUCAGUCGAUCCCAAGACUGUACCUGUUGAUACGUCGCUGAACACCUUCAUCCGGAAUCAUGCCCAUCUCAGUGGCACGAAGUUUAUGUGCUUGGAAGGAGGAUGUGGUGCCUGUAUCGUCAACGUUAACGGAAUCCAUCCAGUCACCAAGGAGAAGUCUUCGUGGGCUGUGAACUCGUGCUUGUUCCCGGUGUUUUCCUGCCAUGGACUGGACAUCGUUACCGUGGAAGGUAUUGGAGACAAGCAUGAUGGCUACCACGUCACCCAAAAGGUGUUGGCACACUUCAAUGGGACCCAAUGCGGAUAUUGUUCGCCGGGAAUGGUCAUGAACAUGUACAGUCUGUUGGAAUCCAACAAGGGUCAGGUUUCGAUGGCCGAAGUUGAAAAUGCCUUUGGAGGUAACAUGUGCCGUUGUACCGGUUAUCGACCCAUUCUCGAUGCAUUCAAAUCACUGGCCUAUGAUGCGGAACCUAGACUGAAAGAGAUCUGUAUGGACAUCGAGGAUCUGAGCAAGAUGUGUCCAAAAACUGGAUCUCCUUGUUCAGGAAAAUGUUCUGCUGCGGGAAAAGUGUCCGACAGAAAGGGUGUACAUAUGACUUUCGCUGAAGACAAAGAAUGGCACAAAGUGUACAACGUAAGUGAUGUCUUCGCUAUUUUUGAAAAGAUUGGAUCAAAACCGUACAUGCUAGUCGCUGGAAAUACUGCUCAUGGAGUCUACCGUCGAUGUGACAAACUUCAGGUAUUCGUCGAUGUUAGCUCCAUCGAGGAGCUACGAUCAAAUUCUCUUGGUAACAACUUGAUAAUUGGAGCUAACGUGUCACUGACGGAACUGAUGAGCAUCCUGACCAACGCAGCGAGUAAAAAUUCGAGCUUUGGAUACUGCAAUGAGCUUGUCAAACACAUUGAUUUGAUUGCCAACGUUCCAGUGCGUAAUACCGGAACGAUUGCUGGAAAUUUGAGCAUCAAGAACCAGCACAAAGAGUUUCCCUCUGAUUUGUACCUUAUUCUGGAAGCUGUUGGAUCUACUUUAACUAUUAUGGAAUCCGGCGGAAAGACUAGCGUUGUUACACCUUCGCAAUUCGUCAAUCUGGAUAUGAAGAAAAAGUUAGUUUUGAACAUCAUUGUUCCUCCGUUGGAUCCCAAGUUCUAUGUUUUCCGUUCCUUCAAGAUCAUGCCACGAGCCCAAAAUGCACAUGCUUACGUUAACGCCGCUUUCUUGCUGAAAUUCAAUGAGAACAAAACCAAAGUGGAAGCUGCAUCCAUUUGCUUUGGUGGUAUCAAUCCCAGCUUCACCCACGCCACUUCAACCGAAAACUACCUUGUUGGAAAAAAUCUGUUUGAGAACGCGGUCGUCCAAGAGGCUCUGAAAACGCUCUCGAACGAGCUUCAACCAGAUUGGGUUCUACCGGAUGCAUCUCCAGAGUAUCGCAAAAAUCUAGCAAUAUCUCUGUUCUACAAGUUUAUUCUGAAUAUCGCCACUGAUGGAACCGAAACUCCUAUCAAACCAUCGUUCAAAUCUGGUGGAACGGUUCUUGAACGCCCAGUUUCUACUGCUUCACAACGUUUCGAUACGAUUAAGGAAAACUAUCCUCUGACGAAGAACAUUCCCAAGAUAGAAGGCCUUGCGCAAACAUCUGGCGAAGCUAAAUACGCCAACGACUUACCGGCACUUCCUAAUGAGUUAUACGCGGCAUAUGUGCUGGGAACCGAACCACAUGCCCAAAUUCUGAAUAUUGAUGCUUCGGAAGCUCUGAAAAUUCCUGGCGUGGUGGCAUUCUUUUCAGCGAAAGACAUUCCUGGCGUUAACAACUUCAUGUAUUUCGCAGGAUUCAUGGGCGACGAAGUAGAACCGAUUUUCAGUGCUGGUAAAGUCGAAUACCAUGGGCAACCGAUCGGUAUGGUCGUCGCGGAAACCUUUGCUCUUGUGAAUCGAGCUGUUAAAGCCGUCAAAGUUACGUACAGCAAGCCAGAAAAGAAGGAUAUCUACCCUACAGUUCAGGAUGUACUGAAAGCGAAGGCCAAUGAGCGCAUCAAAGAAAUGGGCUACAGCACUCACGGGGACAACUACGACAAAGCUUCCGAAGGGGAUCUGAAAGUCAAGGGACAUUUUGAAAUCGGCGGACAGUAUCACUACUAUAUGGAAACACAAACGUGCGUCUGUAUCCCCAUCGAGGACGGCAUGGACGUGUACUCUUCAACGCAAUGGGUUGACUUGACCCAGAUGGCAAUUGCUAGAAUGUUGAAAGUACCUCAGAAUAGUCUUAAUUUGUACGUUCGUAGACUUGGUGGUGGUUAUGGUGGUAAGGGAACUCGUGCGACUAUGGUUGCUUGCGCUUGUGCCCUUGCGGCUCAUUUGACCAAAAGACCGGUUAGGUUGGUUAUGACCUUGGAGGCUAACAUGGAGGCCAUUGGUAAACGUUAUCCAGUUGUCUCUGACUACGAGGUAGACGUUGACAAGAAUGGAAAGAUUGUAAAGUUGUACAACGAAUACGUGCAUGAUUUUGGAUCCACAUUCAACGAAUCAAUGGGCCAUGCAGGAGAAUUUUUCAGUAAUUGCUAUGACAAAAGCGUCUUCAAGACAGUCGCCAAAGGUGUUCGUACGGACUGUGCCAGCAAUACAUGGUGUCGUGCUCCAGGUACAACUGAAGGAAUUGCUAUGAUUGAAACCAUCAUGGAACAUAUCGCUUUUGCUACUGGAAAGGAUCCCCUGGAGGUUCGCCUUGCUAACAUGCCGGAAGGUAUCAAAAUGAUUGAAUUGAUGCCAGAAUUCCGUGCGGAUGUUGAGUACGAUACCAGAAUGAAGCAAAUUGAACAGUUCAACGAAGAGAAUCGUUGGCGAAAGCGUGGAAUAGCCAUCGUUCCAAUGAGAUAUCCUUUGGGCUACUUUGGAUCACUGUCAGCCAUUGUCACCAUUUAUCAUGACGAUGGAACAGUUGCUGUCUCCCACGGUGGUAUCGAAAUGGGACAAGGCAUGAACACUAAAGUUGCCCAAGUUGUUGCUCAUAUUCUUAACAUUCCUAUGGACAAAGUUAUCGUCAAGCCCACAAACAACCUUACUGCACCCAAUGCGAUUUGCACUGGUGGUAGUAUGACUACUGAAACGGUAUCUUAUGCUGCUAAACGUGCUUGCGAAAUCAUUUUGGAGCGAAUGAAGCCAGUUCGCGAAGAAAAUAAGGACGAUUCCUGGGAAACAUUGGUUGAGAAGUGCCACCAUAAGAGCGUUGACCUUUCCGCAACAUACAUGUACAAAGCUUCGGAUUUAACUCCAUACAUUAUCUGGGGAUUGAGCUGCUCGGAAGUCGAGGUGGACAUUCUUACCGGAAAUGUGCAGCUGCGCCGUGUGGAUAUUCUCGAAGAUGUCGGUGAAAGCUUGAGUCCAGGAAUUGACGUGGGACAAAUCGAAGGAGCGUUCAUAAUGGGACUGGGGUACUAUCUAACCGAGGCACUGGUAUUUGAUCCAGAAAAUGGAGCUCUUCUGACAAACCGUACCUGGACCUACAAACCUCCGGGCGCUAAAGACAUUCCUGUUGAUUUCCGAGUUCGUUUCCUGCAGAACAGUACGAAUGCUACUGGAGUUUUGCGUUCGAAAGCAACCGGAGAGCCGGCAAUGAACAUGACCAUUUCAAUAAUUUUUGCAUUGAGACGUGCUUUGUUGGCUGCCCGUAAGGAUGCCGGAUUGCCAUCCGAGUGGGUCUCGGUUGGCGCACCAUCGACGCCAGAUCAAAUCUAUAAGUUAGCUGGCAACUCGGUUGAACAUUUCACUCUAAAUUAAAUUGGAUUGAGAUAACAUUUAUAAUUUUACAGGAAUGAACAUAGUAUUAUGAGAUGGGUAAUUAAAUAUAAAAUAUUUUAUAUCUUGAUCAUAUACCCACAUUUAUGUACCAACAGUAUAUCACAUAUAUUAUGUAUAAAUAAAUAAUAAACUAAAAAUAA